Paraphaeosphaeria sporulosa is the source of this 1790-nucleotide messenger RNA. RefSeq lists its product as uncharacterized. The transcript is spliced from 2 exons. NCBI's taxonomy places the organism in Eukaryota, Fungi, Ascomycota, Dothideomycetes, Pleosporales, Didymosphaeriaceae. Bases 245 to 1348 code for a protein of 367 amino acids. The record is from RefSeq and is a predicted model, not a curated record.
CCCCUUCGCUGCACUGGCGGGCGGGCGGUAGGUAGCUGACUUAGUCCUCAGCCCAGCUGUCCUGUCCUGCUGCCCUCCUGCACACUGAGUGCCAUGUAAGCUGCGCGCCUGCACUCCGCUCUGACGCCUGUGCCUGACGCUGUCUCUGCCUGCCUGCCAGCACGACCUUCUCUCCUCCACCCCCUCGCACCAGCUAUCCAUCGCACGCAUCCGCCCUGACAGUCGCUCAGCGUCCCCCGCCGUCAUGGGCAACAUGGAGGUCAUGACUCGCGAGCACCUGGAGAUGCUGCGCAGCUCUGCCUUUGAGAGCGAGCACGCUCAGCUCUACGACACGUCCUACAUGCAGCACGAGGCCGCCGCCCUCGCCCUGGAGCAGGAGAUUGAGCACUCGCUGGUCAGCAUCUCGCCCGACGAGAAUUCGGACGAGUACCGCCGCAUCGCACGCACCCAGAUCAUGUUCCACCGCGAGCGCCAACGCGCACUUAAGCCGCACCUGGAGAGCGGCAGCGGCUUCGAGGACGAGGACGGCAACGAGUGCGUCUUCGUGCCCGCGCCCAACCACUGGGGUGCAAAUGGUGACCUCGACGAGGAGAGCGGCAGCCUGUCGUCGGUGCACAACCUCCUCACAUGGCAGGCCAACUACUCGCCCAUGUCGUAUACCCCACUGUACGAAGAGAUGCCCUCGCCCGACAUUCCCUUCUACACCAUGCUCGACCCCUCUCAGCCACCUGUAACCUACCAUCUGCACCGCACCCGUGAAUGGACCACCUCGGCCUCCCGCAAGUUCAUCUACACGGCCCGGGAAUUCUCCGACCGGUACUCACUGUAUAGACUGGAAGCCGAGUCGCAUCGCGGUGACAACCAGGUCACUUCAGCCAAUUUCUUCCGUGUUGCCGAGUACCCGCAAUCCUGCAUCGACGUCUUGCUAUCGGGCAUCGACAAGCUCGACGCCAAAGCCGCCUACAAGUCACGAUGCAUCCAUCUCCGUGGUCCGUUCGCCACGCCGAUCAAGGAGUAUCCUGAUAGACAAAACAAGAUCCCGUGGUCGCCGCGACGGUUCACCUAUGGUGGCCGCAAGUUUGUCUGGAAACCAGGCGACCCACAUGACGAUGUGAUGCCGGAGACACUUUACGAAUACAAGAAAGAUUACGUCAAGCCCGGCAGCCGGAGCGGAAAGAAGGUGGAUGAUGCAGCCCCAACGAAGCUGGUCUGGGGCGAGAAGAAGCGAAAGGGUAAAGUCGAGAGCUAUACGAUCCAUUUCGCGGGCGGCGUGGAUCAGGUGUUCCGAGAGCUCCUCCUGGCUAGCCAGAUGGCACGACAAGUGUGCCUGUUCACAGCCAUGGAAUGAAGAGACGCGAUCAUAACAAGGAUGGCGGUCAUUUGAGGCGGGACUUCGAGCCCAUGUAUUAUUUUCCAUUCCACUACACCGCAGCGACUACUGAUUUCUUUGGCUGGGGCUAUUACGAUUACGGAUCACGGCAUAGGGACGAAAGAGCCCCGGAACUCAUGGAUACCAUUUAAGGCGUUUUUGGACUCACCACAGCGAGAGGAACACACCCCCAGUACUCCGCUCUUCGGCCUUCUCAGUCCAGGAAGGACUGAUGGGGACGGUGCUAAAGCAAUUUUCAUUGAAACGUUUACUAUACUUUUAUUGAUGCGAGCCUACUUCUACUUCUAUAGAGAGCUUCGCUGGAUGAACAAUGGCAUACCAAACUAUAUCACACUCCAUAUACGAGUUCUACUGGUUUGGCUUCAGGUUGUACGUCGCACUCACUCACCGACCGCAUCCC